Messenger RNA from Mus musculus (house mouse), 3162 nucleotides. It is a transcript of the gene Dbndd1, whose product is annotated as dysbindin domain containing 1. Lineage: Eukaryota; Metazoa; Chordata; Mammalia; Rodentia; Muridae. Gene Ontology annotation, cellular component: cytoplasm. Bases 1596 to 2168 code for a protein of 190 amino acids. The record is from RefSeq and is marked validated. The transcript is spliced from 5 exons.
AAGGGACCUGGGCAACCGGGAGUGCGUCCCUAACAACGCGCCAGAAGAGCUAGUGUUGCCCUCGGUGUAUUGCUGGUCUCUCUCCCACUACAACUUGGGCUACAGAAGAAACCUAUUGUGGUUCCUCGGGUUCUCCAGAGUCUACAUGGCGGGCGCUCACAAGGAGGAACGGAUAAAGAGAAAAGUCUGAAUGAUUAAUCUGCCUCCCAAGCCAAGUUCCCAAAUUGGAUGCAAAUAUUGAGCUAAGAGCCCGCUCCUGCGGCCCAUCCACCUUGCCCUGCUUGUGAAAAUUCCUUCCACAUGCUGCUCUGAUGAGACUGAACGUGUAAAGCUGGGCUUCCAGAAAGAAAAACGCUAAGGGUGUUAUGCCUGCGACCACUGGGGAAGCUGAGAGGAAGACUGCAUGCGUUGGAAGCUAGCCUGGGCUACAUACCAAAAACCCUGUCUCAAAAAAAAAAAAAAAAAAAAAAAAAAAAAAAAGAAAAAAAUGCUGGAGAGAUGGCUCAGCGGGUAAGAGCACUGACUGCUCUUCUGAAGGUAGAACCACCCAUAAUGAGACCUGACGCCCUCUUCUGAUGCGUCUGAAGUCAGCUACAGUGUAUUUAUUUAUAAUAAUAAAUAAGCGAGUUGAUUGGAGUUGCUUGGAGCAGGGCUGCACCCUGCAUAACAACCACAUAAAGGCUCACAACCAUCUGUACAGCUGCAGUGUAUGCACAUACAUAAAAAGAAAGAGAAACAAAACAAAAGCAAAACAACAACAAAGUGGCUUAGCAGGACAGGGUAAAACAGAAACAGAAGGGACAGCAGGUUAUGCUCCUCUGCCUGCUCUGAGGAUGAAGAUUCCACACCCAUAAGUGGAUGCAGCAGGAGAGAAAGAUUGCUCAGUGGUGGGGAUCUGAGGCUCCUAGCAAUGAGACUCCCCUGUUUGCUAACCCAACCUCCCAGUGUCCCCUCUCCCAGAUUCUUGAAGAAUGGCCCGCUGGAAGAACAACACCGGAUCCUUGUGAGCAUUCUAACAGUGGCUUAUUUGUAGUAAAUCUUAACAAAAGUCCAACAUAGCCGCCACGCUGUUUGCUGUCAGUGAACUUUAAGGCGAGCCCCACUCGCCUGGGAAACUCAAAAGCAGCACCUAGAAGCACCUGAGCACAGUUAGGUCAGCUGUCGAAUGCUGUCAGCCGAGAGCUCAGAUUGUCAGCCGGAACAUACACAGGUGGACUCCGGGUAGCCUGUUUUUUACGGGAGCCUUCCAAGAAAGCUGGAUUUCUUUCCUAAAGACCUAGCCUUGGGAGUUGCACUGUCUCACAUCUCCCACACUCUACUAGCCAGUGCAGUCACAGGCUCCAACAGCACUGCAGCUAAAAGAUCCUGAUGGUACGGUUCUGGAAGAAAUGGUUCCAGCAGUUUUGGCUUGUUUGUUGAGGCGGAGUCCAUGUAGCCAAGGCUGACCUCAAAGCCAGACCAUCAGCAAGAUCAGAGAUGAACAUGAACUGCUCCUCCUGCCUCCACCUGUGAAGCAUUUGGGACAGGUGUGUAGCACCAUGAUUGGCUCCCUGACAUUUUAACUGCUUUACUAUUUUGGAAAGCACAGCCUGCUAAUGUCCCAGGCUCCUCAUGUCGCUGGCGCCCCACAAAAGCCCGAGGUUGUGAUGGAUAGAUGGACCGCAGCCAGCGCGCAGCUCAGUGCGCAGGAGCCAGGGAAGCUAGCUGAAGUCGGAGAGAUCGUUAAGGACGUCAAGGUACCACAGGCUGCCCUGAAUGUUUCAGCUCAUGAGACAGGGGACAUGUGCCGUACACCUGUGGCAGAGGAGGAGGAGGAGGUUGGCAUCCCAAUACCAGCACCAGGGUUCCUGCAGGUCACAGAGAGGAGGCAGCCUCUGAGCAGCGUCUCCUCUCUGGAGGUCCACUUCGAUCUCCUGGACCUCACUGAGCUGACGGACAUGUCUGACCAGGAGUUGGCCGAGGUCUUUGCGGACUCCGAUGACGAAAACCUUGCCACUGAGUCACCAGCAGGUCUGCACCCACUAUCUCGAGCCAGCUGCCUACGUUCACCAUCCUGGACGAAAACAAGGGCGGAGCAGAACCGUGAGAAACAGCCCCCCAGUGACCCAGAGCGGCAAGGGACAAUUGUGGACACAUUCCUCACUGUGGAGGAGCCCAAGGAAGAUUAGCCAGUCUCCUCCUGCUCCGGAGUUGCUGAAGGGCUGGCGGACUACCGUAAUGGCACCAUAGGACAGCACUGGCACAGAGGCCCUCUGCCAACUCCAAGACUCCAGCCAUCGCCCCUGACAAUGUGUCAAAGUCCGGGUGCCAGGCUUAGGCCCUUGGGUGCUCUAGCACAAGCACAGCCCAGUGGCCUUCGGUCCAGCUGGUUCCUGGUCCCUGAAUCAGGGACGACACUGAUGGAGUCUCUGCCUUGGGAUGAGAGAAGGAACAGACAGCAGUGGUCUGGGUCUUGUCAAAACUUGUCUCUAGGACAAGACUUUCUGUCUCUUGUGAUUCCAAACAGGUUCAAAGGGAUCCAAGCCCAUGAGCUGCCCAGGAACACAUAGGGGUUUAUUUAUCGCCAACAUCAGUGAGCUCAAAAGCCCAAAGUACAUUUGGUGGCAGGUCAAGGGCUGGCUCUGCUGUCAAGCCAAGUGGCAGUGGUAGGUGUUACUUCCCUAAGAUUUCCACCUUGACUGAAAAUUUUACACCCUUCCUCUGCCCUGGGCAGGCACCACUGUUUGUAGUCUCUGCCCCAGGGCCGCUUGGCUUGUCCUAUGGGUGUGACAGUUCAAAGGCUGAAAAGCUACCCCAGGUCUUCUUUAGUUCAGAACAUCCAACCUCAGUGAAGACUUCCAGGUGGCUCGGAAGGACAGAGUGCCACCUCCCCAGUCCUGUGUCUGUCAGAGGCGCACACUGUGUAUCCUCCACACCCCAUUGCCUGACCGCCCACACAUCCUGCCCAAUGUUCGGUUGGGAGGCUCCGACACUGUGGAUCUGUCUCGGGAGCAGCUGAGGGGUGACGGGAACAACCUAGCCACCCACUGUGCUGUGAGAUGCUAGGCACUCGGUUUAGAGAUUCAACGUUCCUUUCAUGUGCACAAAGACAAACACACUGGCUGCUCUGACCACAAAUCAAAGACUGUUUUGAAAUAAAAGUGUACUUGCUUUUUGUCCCCA